ACCGACAUAACGACCAAUCCCAUUACUUCUAACUGAGCCGAAGAAAAUUUAUAAACAGUAAACAAACUGCUCAUGGUCAUAUGUGCGACUGGAAGGCCAUUGUCUCGACACUGAUAUAUCUGCGACUCUCACCAUGACAAAGCCGCUUACAGUUCUGAAGAGUGUUGGACCAAAAUUGGUUCCAUUCUUCAAGACCUGCACCAUUUUCUUUGUGCUGUUUGCUGAUACACCAGCUACAGAAACAAGCGCACCCUGGUUCUUCUGCAUAGUGAAAUGUCUUCCAAUUAUUUCACUGAUUCUGUUUGUUCUCUUAAAUGGAAUGAACAUCACAGAGUAUUACCGCUAUUCAAGACGGAUCCUUAUAGGACUCAUAUUUUCUUGCUUAGGAGAUGCUUGUCUUGUGUGGGCGAAGAAAUAUUUUGAGGUCGGAAUUGCCUGCUUUGCUAUUGCACAGAUUUGCUAUUCAAGAGCCUUUGGAUGGAAGCCGUUUAACCCAUAUGCAGGGGCAGUGGUGUUUGGACUCGGGUUUCUGGUGUAUUCGUUUCUCAGCACUGCCCUACAUGGAAUAAUGCUUUACAUGGUGGCAGCUUACAUCACUGUGAUAUGCACCAUGGCAUGGCGCGCAGUGGCCCGAGUUCAGUUCUUUGGCGAUCUCGUGAUUAAGUGGACCAAGCUGUCUGGGUGCUUCGGUGCUUUGGCUUUCGUGAUAUCAGAUGUCACCCUGGCCAUUGACAGAUUUAAGUUUCCGAUUCCCUAUGCACACCCAAUAAUCAUGGUGACAUACUACGCAGCACAGUUUGGAAUAGCUCUCUCUGUUGUGGAUAGCCAGGUUGAUGAACUCAUUGACUCUUCCAAAAGGGCUCAGAAAGAAAAGGAACUGGUUGAAACAAUGGAAAACAAGGACACUAAGAAUGGACAUGUACAAAAUGAAAGUGAUUCUUCCCAAAGUGACAUCUCAAUGAAUGAACCAUCAACGCCGAAAACACUGAUACAGCGAUGCAUUCCAGUAAAAUGAACUUAGCUGUAUGUAAUGAAUGGAGCGUUCCUGCAUUGUCAGUAUUUUCUGCAUCCUUCAGUGACAGGACCAAUGGUAUUAUAAAGAGUAAUAAUGUGCAGUGGAAACAUUACUCUUGAUUCUAGUCUCCUGACAGAGUGAUCAUGUCUCAUUAUCCCCACGCUUUUUGAAAAAAAGGUGGGGAUAUUGUGGUGAUCUCCGCCGUCCGUCCGUCUGUCCGUCUGUCCGUCCGUCUGUCCGUCCGUCCUGGCCACUAUCUCCUCCUACACUAAAAGCACUAGAACCUUGAAAUUUACACACAUGGUAGCUAUGAGCAUAUGUGCGACCCUGCACUAUUUGGAAUUUUGAUCUGACCCCUGGGUCAAAAGUUAUAGGGGUUGGGGUGGGGCCGCGUCAGAAAUUAUCACUCAUUUUUUUAGGUUAUUUUACAUUUACUUCUUUAUUUCUACACCGAUUCACUUCAAAUUGAUACUGGACCUCACCUAUGACAAUACGGUCAAUCUCAACCAUGCAUGGCCCCAUUCCCAACCCUGGGGCGCCCCGCCCACAUAGGCCACACCCACCAAAAAUUUCCAUUUACUAUAAUUUUUUCAUUUCUACACGGAUUCACUUCAAAUUGAUACUGAACUUUUGUCAUGACAUUAGGGUCAAUCUCAACUAUGCAUGGCCCCAAUCCCAACCCUGGGGCGCCCGCCCACAUAGGCCACACCCACCAAAAAAUUCCAUUUACUAUAAUUUUUUCAUUUCUACACGGAUUCACUUCAAAUUGAUACUGAACUUCUCUUAUGACAUUAGGGUCAAUCUCAACUAUGCAUGGCCCCAUAACCAACCCUGGGGCCCCGCCCACAUAGACCACACCCACCCAAAAUUGCCUUUACUAUAAUUUCUUCAUUUCUACACCGAUUCACUUCAAAUUGAUAUUGAACUUCUCUUAUGACAAUACAGUCAAUCUCAACUAUGCAUGGCCCCAUUACCAACCCUGGGGCGCCCCGCCCACAUAGACCACACCCACCCAAAAUUGCCUUUUACUAUAAUUUCUUCAUUUCUACACCGAUUCACUUCAAAUUGAUACUGAACCUCUCUUAUGACAAUACGGUCAAUCUCAACUAUGCAUGGCACAAUUACCAACCCUGGGGCGCCCUGCCCACAUAUGUCACACCCACCCAAAAUUGCCUUUUACUAUAACUUCUUCAUUUCUACACCAAUUCACUUCUAAUUGAUUAUGAACUUCUCUUAUGACAAUACGGUCAAUCUCAGCUAUGCAUGGCCCCAUUACCAACCCUGGGGCACACCUAUGUCAAACAUUCGGCGUGGGGAUACGCGUCGGCCUCUGCCGCGCCAUUUCUAGUUGAACUCUGAACCUUGUUAACAAAUAAAUACUUCAGUGCAAGUGUUUGUGAGGACAUUGUUGUUAAUUACAUAUAGGAGUGUUUUGUGUUCAUAGCUGGUGUAAUUUUAAAAUGCAUUAUGGCAUAAAAACUGCCCUUGCUUGUAGGUUACAAAAUGAACAUACAAUAAAGAAUUAAUGGGGGAAUUUUUUUUUCUUGUUUUAUUGGUCUAGAUUGACAGACUGGGUCAUCAUGAAUACAUUACUUGAAAGAAAAAUGCUUAUAGUUUCAUAAUAAAUAAUGGUGCAUUUUCAUACUAUUUUUGAUUAAACCAAAAGCAAGCAUAUGUUUGGGCUUUUUGGGGACUACACAUUUUUUAUUAGUUGAAGUCAUUUUUUUUAUUAGUGAGGCUGUUUUCGGAGAAAACCCGAGGUAUUGUCAUAGCCUGCUCGUUGUCCGAUGUCCGCCGGCGUCGUGCUAAAACAUUUACAUUGGCUCUAAAAUCAAAGUGCUUCCACCUGCAACUUUGAAACUUCAUAUGUAGAUGCACCUUGAUGAGUUCUACACGCCACAUCCAUUUUGGGUCACUAGGUCAAAGGUCAAGGUCACUGUGACCUCUAAAAAAAAUUCUUACAAGCUUUCGCAGCCGAGCGUGGCACCCGUUAUGCGGUGCUCUUGUUUUCCCCUUACAAUUAUUACAUGAUAUUGUUGUUUUUUAAAAAUGUAUGUUUUAAAUUUUUAUAUUUUAAACAUAUGGCUUUCAGCAAAAUAAACAUUUACUUAUUUAAUUUUAGAAUUCAUGCUAUUGGUACUUUCAAAUCACAGGACAUGUACAAUGAUAGGAUAUUGACUACUUCAUUUUUCGGGGAUUUCAAUUGAUUUUGAAAACAGAGAGUCAGGGGUUAUAAUGUGGACAAAUACUUAAGUCCAAAAUUAUUUUAUUUAUGCAUCUAAUCUUUAUAACAUUUGUAUCAAAAUAAUGCAAGCCAGAUAAUUUGCAUUAGUAAAUUGUCAGAGAGCAGGAUUCUACUUUACCGGGUAGUUAUAAUUCAUGUGAUCACAUUAAUAAAUACAUUUGACUUUUGAAAUUUUGAGAUCAAAAUACAUGAUGUACAUGAAUCUUUUGUUUUGAAAUAAAGUAUAAAAAACCUGCUUUCAAAUACAUUAAAUUGUGGAAUAUUAUGAAAAUAAUUACUACAAUAAUUUGUCUUUAUCUCAUUAACAUAUUUCUAAUUUAAAAAUAAAACACUUAAAGGUCUAGUUCUGUGAAGUGUGCCACAAUACUUCCAACGAUAUCAUUUGUAACCCAUGUAAUGACAUUGUAAACAGACAGGGCUUUAUGGUAAUUGUUGGCGAGGUGGCAAGUUGGCACAUAUUCAAUGUUUAUGGUUGUGUUAAUCCUCCAAUGACUUUUAAAUGUCUUUCAAACAUCAUUACUGAUGUAAAUGUGUAUCACUGUCAUCCGAAAGAAAAUGGCUUUAAAGUCAUUCUUUAUUGCUCCUUAGUUAAAAUUUACAUUUAAAUGUAAUCUCAAGUACAGUAGGUUGUAUAUUUUGUACAGAUUAUGCCUGAGGGGUUAUUUGACACCAACUACAGGAAGUGGCAUUACAUUGAAUUAACCUGAUAGGCAAUUUGACCGACAAUUAAUAAUAUUUGUAAGCAGGACAAAAACACAAAUUUGAUUGACAAAAGAUAAUUAUUACAUUGAUGGUAAUUUGUUUAGCCCCUGCCAGCCAGUUAUGAUUGUCAUGUUUAUGAACAAAUCUGAUCAACUGAUGGAUCAUUUAGUAUUGUUAUUACCAAUACCAGUAAACCUGGUAAUGUCAUGUUGUGAUGAAGUUAUUUUUAGACAGAAAUGAAAUACACAUUGUUUUAUAUGUCUUGGUUCUUUAAUCUUUAUUAUGCUUGUUAUUUUUAGGCAUUUACCGGUAAAGGGACUUGUUCACACAUAUGUGCAUUUUUAAGUAGAAAAUUUCAUAUCCUAACUAAAAAAAACUGUUCACCUUUAAUUACUUGCUGUAAUUGUCAGUGUCACCGUGCAAUAUUUAUCAUCAUAACUAUCUUAUGUGGUUUUAUGUAGUUUUUGUGACCAGUCUUUGUCCGUCGUCUGUCUGUCCGUCCACAUUUGUACGUAAACACUCUAGAGGCCACAUUUAUUGUCCGAUCUUCAUGAAACUUGGUAUAAUGCUAUGUCUCAUUAAAAUCUAUGUCUAGUUCUAAACUGGGUUGUGCAGGGUCUAAAACUAGGUCAGAAAAAAGAAAAAACUUGUAAACACUGUAGAAAUCACAUUUCAUGCCCAAUCUUCAUGUAACUUUUCUCAAAAUGUUUGUCUUAAUAAUAUGUUGGCCGCCAGUGGGUGGGGCAGUUUUCCUUAUUUGGCUAUAGAGAAACCUUGUAAACACCCUAGAAGUCACAAUUUUUGCCCAAUCAUCAUGAAAAAUGGUCAAAACAUUGGUUUUAUUGAUAUCUCAGAUUAGUUUGAAAAUGGUCCAGGUCGGAGAAAAAACAUGGCCGUCAGUGGGCGGGGCAUUUUUCUCUUUAUGUAUAUAGUGAAAACAUGUGAACACUCUAGAAGUCACAUUUUUGGCCCAAUUUUCAUGAAAUUUGGUCAGAACAUUUGUUUCCUUGAUAUGAGAGUAGAGUUCAAAACUGGUUCUGGUCAGUUCAAUAACAUGGCUGCUGGGGGGGGGGGCAGUUUUCCUUAUUUGGCUAUAGAGAAACCUUGUAAACACUCUAGAAGUCACAAUUUUUGCCCAAUGAUCAUGUCUUUCGAUAGUUGGUCAAAACAUUGGUUUUAUUGAUAUCUCGAACGAGUACGAAAAUGGUCCAGAUCGGUGAAAAACAUGGCCGCCAGUGGGCGGGGCAUUAUUCUCUAUAUGUAUAUAGUGAAAACAUGUGAACACUCUAGAAGUCACAUUUUUGGCCCAAUUUUCAUGAAAUUUGGUCAGAACAUUUGUUCCCUUGAUAUGAGAGUUGAGUUCGAAAAUGGUUACGGUUAGUUCAAUAACAAGGCUGCAGGGGGGGGGGCAGUUUUCCUUAUUUGGCUAUAGAGAAACCUUGUAAACACUCUAGAAGUCACAAUUUUUGCCCAUUCAUCAUGAAAGUUGGUCAAAAGAUUGGUUUUAUUGAUAUCCCGGACAAGUGCAAAAAUGGUCCAGAUCGGUGAAAAAACAUGGCCGCCAGUGGGCGGGGCAUUUUUCUCUAUAUGUAUAAAGUGAAAACAUGUGAACACUCUAGAAGUCACAAUUUUGGCCCAAUUUUCAUUCAUUUUGGUCAGAACAUUUGUUUCCUUGAUAUGAGAGUUGAGUUCGAAAAUGGUUCUGGUCAGUUGAAUAACAUAACUGCCGGGGGGGGGGGCAGUUUUCCUUAUUUGGCUAUAGAGAAACCUUGUAAACACUCUAGAAGUCACAAUCAUUGCCCAAUCAUCAUGAAAGUUGGUCAAAACAUUGGGCGGGCCAUUUUUCUCUAUAUGUACAUGUGAAAACAUGUGAACACUCUAGAAGUCACAUUUUGGCCCAAUUUUCAUGAAAUUUAGUCAGAAUAUUUGUUACUUUGAUAUGAGAGUUGAGUUUGAAAUGGUUCCGGUCAGUAGAAUAACAUGGUCGGCGAGGGGGAAGGGGUUCUUAUAUUGAUAUAAAAGUUGUGAACACUCUAGAAGUCACAUUUUUUGCCCAAUCAUCAUGAAACUUGGUGAAAAGAUUGCUUUGAUAUAUAUUUCAUAUAAUUAAUGCCAUAAUUAUUGCCCUUAGAUCGUCCAAAUGUUCAUUACAUUGUGUAUUAUACAAAAUCCUUGUAAACACUCUAGAGGUCACAAUAUUGUUUCAGAAUUUAUGAAUCUUGGUGAUAAUAUUUAUUAUUGUAAGCAAAGUUUGAAGUUUGGUAAGGGGGGUCAACUCAAAAUAUAGGCCACCACGUCAAAUCUUACAAAAACAAAAACACUCCAUAUGCCAGAGUCUUGGUUCAAUAAUGAUGAAACUUGACCAGGGUGUUUGUCUGGACAAUAUCUGGGUCAAGUUUGACAUUUGGUAAAGAUUGAAUGAACUGACUCCUCUCAGGUGAGCAAACUAGUUUGUUAGGUAGAAUGGAAAUACAACAUCAAGUAUUGUGAAACUUUGAUGUACUUGCUUGCAUAUUUGUUAUUUGCAUAUUUUGUUUGCACAUUGCAUAGCAUACUUAUGUUUUGAUGCGUGUUUCUGUGUAUAUAUUUUUUAACCUUAUGAGAAAAAAUAUAAUAACAGAUUUGUAGGGUGUGAAACAUGUAUGUUGUAUUGUAACUAAUGGAAUUAAUGUGCUUCAUUUUCUAUGCUAUUGUUUUUUUUUCUAUGAACAUGAGCUCUACAACUGUCUUCCAAUUGUUGCUUUACACCAUUAACAGGGUAAUUGGAUGCUGUUCUGAUGUUAAAUUUUAGUUAUGAUUGUAAGUUGUGAAACAAAAUAUAUGUACAGUGGAAACCCUCUAUACGGGAUCCUCUCUUUACCGGAAUCUCUCUAAACCGGACAUGUUAUCCGGUCCCAUUUUUCCCCUAUACAACCAUACGAAAAAUAUCUCCUCAAGACCGGAAUCCCCUCAAUUCUGAAUACCGGUCAUUUUUUUAUCAAAAUUGGGUCAUUCCAUACGUAAUUGUACCUCUCAAAACCGCUCAGGGCCGGUUGCACCUUAGACCUAGUGUCAAAAAGUGGUGAAUAGCGGAUUAAAUACGAGUGAAAUUAACAAAGGUGGACGAAACAAUUGCAAACUGUAAAAAUCGCAAAACAAUUUAAAGAUACUUGUCCUGUGAUGUACAUAUCGAUCGAUGGAGGUGAUAAUAUUGAAUAUAAUUACUGAUAACAAACAUAGAGUUCUUUAGUGUGCUUUGUUUUUGAUGUAGGAAGCCGUGCUGAAUUUUAAUAAUCUUAAUGCUAUUUAAUUUUGUGUUGUUUAUUACAAUUGCUUAUUUAGUGUCAUAAAAUGGUGAUUUGCAGAGUUAUUGAAGCGAAUGCAGUAAAAUAUUCAUUUAGAAUUUCAAAUUGUUGAUUAAGAUAACUAAGCCUAAAACAGUGAAUGAACCUCCUUCUAAGCAAAUGCGUGUGUAUUGUCUCUACAAGACAAAAUCAAAUUGAUAAGAGUCAGAGAUGUUCUCUAUACCUACACUAAGAAUGCUGUCAGAGAAAUAUGGGGUAGGAAAAUCAACGAUCGGGGAUAUCGUGUGAAAAGAGUAAAUUCACAUAACAAAUGCAUACAUGUAUAAAAUAUUGUUUUUCAGGGUGCACUGUUUGAUUUAUGUUGUGACAGUUAUUGCUGAUAUAUGUAAAUAAACUAUUAAAAUUUGCUGAUAUUUUUUCCACAUUAGGCUAUGUAAUUGACUUUCUGAAAGUAAAAUAGUCCCCUCUAAACCGGAAUCGUCUCUAAAUCAGAAUUUCCCGACUCCUGUCGGUCCCGAGGUUGUCCGGUUUAGAGGGGUUCAUUUGUAUUGGGUCCUCUUGUCUUUAGUCAGAACCAAUAAUUAUACAAAUUUAACAAAAUGAGCCAUCAUGCAGUUUGUUACUUUAUAUGCACUUUGGGUAUAGAUUGCAUUUUGUGAAGUUACAAUUAUUUUAGUGAAAAUCAUUGUAUCUUAAGAAAACUUUUAAUCAAAAACAAGAAAUCCAUGUAUGGAGUGUCAUAUAAUUUUGUAACACUUGAAUAAGUAUUAUAACAUAAUGAAAAGCAAUUAGUUAUUAUAACACUCAAAUGAUCACUUCCUGUGAUAAAGUUCAAGAGUUGAGUUCAGCAUGUGACUGUAAUAUAAUGAGAAAUAAACCUUGUGUGCACAAUGUGUGGUUAACUUAAGAUUAGUUGGUGCAUGAUUCAUUUAUUCAUGCGUCAUAUGUUCUUUAAAGCUUGUAGUGCGUAGACUAGAGAAGAUUUAUACCAAGCCUGUGUAGGGUCAUUGUUUGUUACUUGGUACUUUAUUUUCAGAAGAAAGAACAUUGCUCCUUAAGCCAAUAUCGCACAUGUUACUUGAAAUUAAAUGAAGCCUUUCAUUCUUCUUUUUGACGUCAUAGUGGUCUAAGACUUCUCAUGAUAUGUUGUUUUAGUUGAUGAUGAUGUUAAUGUACAUUUCUUCCUGUAACAGACAUGGUAUGAUUUUAAAGAGUUUUAUGUAAAUUUAUGCUGUGAACAGAACAAUGUUUGUGAAAUGGAUACAAUAUUUAUGAGCAUUUAAUUUUGAGUUUGGGUGGAAUUUUAGGAUCUAUUUGCACAUUUUCACAAAAUUGACAGUGUUUGGGAUUAAGUUGAACUUAUAAAACAUCCCCACUAUGCGCAACAUAAUUUGUUAUUCUAACAACCUUCUUUAACCAAAUGAAUAUAUUGUAAACAUAUGACCCGUGCUCUGUGCAAAGGGGGUUUAAUGCAUGUGCGUAGUGUCGUCCCAGAUUAGCCUGUGCAGUUAUUCAUUUAUUUAUUUUUUUAUGCUAUUUUUCGUUUCAAGAAAGGCUAAUCUGGGACGACACUUUACGCACAUACACUAAACCCCCUUUUCACAGAGCACAUAUCAUAUUUAUUAAAGUUGAACUACCCACAAUAUAAAGGUUAAUUAUCCCAGACAAAUGUAAACAUUAAGCAUAAGAAUUAAUUCUCCUUUUGAGUGUGUCCCAGUAUAAGUAUCUGCCCCUUUUUAGCAUAAAGAUACACCUUUUGUAUAAAUUUCCAUGCACACUAUACUCUGUAAAGGUUAGUAUUGAUUUAGUGACAAAUAAAUGUAAGGUUGUAAAUGUAUUGGAAAACCUCCAGAAAAUAUCACAUCUGUUUCACUGUGUGGGUUGUAAUCCAGUUGCUUAGAUACGAGGUAGAAGGCAAUUAUUAGCUGUUUUCUGAUUAUUUUGCAUAUUUUUGGUGGUAGAUGUAUUAGUAAUGAUGCAUGGUUACAUCUCAAUACUGCAAACAAAAUUACCAUAAAUAAUGUUGUUCUGCUUUUGAAUAUUCGGAAUAUGUUCUCUUUAUUAAUUAAUAUGGUUGUAGUACUUAAUUGUAUGUAUUAUUUGAUAUAUAUUAUUUUGUUUUUAUUGAUGAUGUGAUGAAGAUAAAAGAUCAUAUUUUUAUUGGUAUUCAUGAUUAUUUUACUUUUGUGCUGCUAAAGACUAAGAGGAGUGAGAAAAACAAUCCCAUUGUCAGGCUUUCAGAUGUAAAUGGAUGAACAAAAGUGUUAAUACAUGUAGUAAAAAAUGAUCGCUCUUUCAUUUCUUAUUACUGGUAAUCACUUUAUAUUUUAAGUAUGCUAUUUUUGUUUAAUAUAUUUGUGUUUUUAUUAACUGAAAUCUAUUCCAAUAUUGUUGCACUGAGUUUAUAUGUAAAGUAAAUGUAUAUAGGAGCCUCUGAGCCUCUCUCUGGCAAAAUAGGUCUUAAUGCAUGUUGUCAGCAAACUGUGCAGGCUAAUCUGAAACUACACUUUACACAUGCAUUAGGCCCCCUUUUUCCAGAACCAGGAACAUAUUGAUACUCAUGUGAGGAAGUUAAUCUCAGCAAUACAAUGCAACGUUGUCGUAUCAAUGCACUUUCAACCCUUUCCCCCAUAAGAAGCAAAGUGAAAAUGGCUUUUGCAACCAGCAUAAAACCAGAACAGCGUGAGAGUAACUCACAGUCUGUUCAGGUUUUAUGCUGUUUGCUGCUCAUCAGUAACAAAAGUUUUGGAAAUGAAGCCUUAAAAUCUUGAAUCUAGUAAUAAAGGUCUUAUAUUAAAUAUAACUUACUAAGGGACUACAUAUGUGUGAAAAUACGUAUCUAAAGGGUAAAGGGUUAUGAGCCCUUCUGAGGGUAAAUGGGGCAUAAUUCAAGUGCAUAAAAUAUAGUCCCAUAUUAGAUUGUGCAGUCCGCAUUGGCUAAUCAGGGACUAUACUUUCCGUCUAGACCGGAAUUUGGUUCAGAAGAGACAACCUUGUAACGACAAUACCAUAACAGCAGAAAGCGUGGUCCAGGAUUAGCUAGCGGAGACUGCACAGGCUGAUCUGGGACAAUACUUUUCACACAUGCAUUUAGACAGGUUUUCCCAAAGACUGGCCUUUCGAUAUGUUCUUAUAUAUCUGUAUAUACAGUGUAUGGCAGUUGAUUUAUUGGAUAAAAUAGAGCUAAGGUUGUCACUGCUGAAAUGCAGUAUUUACCACAUCCCAUGUAUCGAACAUUUUCUAAAUAUGGGAAACUACAAUGUUGUAUGACAUCCAGGCAUAUGUUUAACAAAGAAAGCCUGUUUUGUUAUUGCAUGCUAGAAAACAAGAAUGUUGUCAAGGGAAUUUCACAGAAAUAGAAAAUGCGUUGCUCUGAACAACAAGAUAAAAAGCAUUGAUGCCUUUUUAAGGGGUUAAGACUUUGUUGGUGUAUUUUACAAAUGAUUACACUUGUAUCAAAUUAAUUUGUUUGAAUUCACACAAGGAAUGUUGUCUUAUAAUAUAAUCAAUGAGCAUUAACUUUGGUAAUUUUAAUAAGGCCAUACUCUGUCAACAUCAAUGUUCACCGUGAAAUAUAGAAAGCCGUACUUAUUUGCAGUGUUUCUAUCAAAUAUUUAUAGCUGACAGAUUUAAUAUGUACUACUUGUACCGGUACAAGGAGCAUGAUGCCAUUAUUGAUAUUCGUGAGAUAACAACACUAUUGGGACUCCAUAAAUCAUUGUAAAUUAGCUCUAUACAGCUCAUUUAUUGUUACUGUUGUUUUGGGCUCCAUAUGGUUUAAUUCCAGCAUGUUUUCAAUUGUUAUGUUUAUUUGAAUGUAAAUAUGUUUGUAUGAGUUGUUUGUGGUGUGAUUUUCUUUUUUGCUGUUUGUCAACAAAUGUUAAUGUUUUCAAAUAUAUUUGCCAAAUGCAUGUUGUCAAACUCCAGUAAAAGGCUGCAUUCAAUGGUCAACUAUGGUUAUGCUGCACUAAGAAUAUUACACUUUCUUAUUAAUUUAAUAAUUUUAAUAAUAAUCUUCGUAAAAAAGCAACAUUCUGAUUGCCCAAAUGGCAAUAUUUAUUAUAAUAUUGUAUUAAUAGAAUAGAUGGUUAUCCAUAAUAUUUAUCAUGUUAUAAGUUGCCCAAUGAUCCAAUUAUUAUAACAAAAAUUAUACCACUUCUGGUCUUUGCUAUGAUAUUUUUAGCAUAAAAACACCUCAUGCAAAACAGAUAAAAGAUUGUGUUUUUGACUUUAAUGAAGACGUAUAUAAUUUUCAAUAUGAGAUAAAUUCAAUUUUUAAUAUCAACUCAGGCGAUUUAACUACAUCUGGUAAAAACUAUUUACUAUUGUAGCUAUCUCUUGUUUCAAUUGUAUACCAGUAUUCAGUUAAUGUUGGGUAACUUAUUGCUUAAAACAGACACUUUUUAAAUUUAAUCAUGUCAAAGUACUGUCAACAUUUUAGUUUGGGCAGAAGUUCUUAGAAGAAAAAGCUCUUGUAUUGAAAGAUAGAAUUUGAAAGUAUUGAUACAAUCUUUAUGUGAUAUUGGUAGAUGUGAUGUUAUUAUAUGAGGUCUUUCUGUUCACAUUCUUUACACAUUCACAUGUUAUUUAAUUGUUUCUUUUUUUCUAGUGUUUACUUAGAUAUUCUAGAAUAAAUUGUUUCACAGGA
This is a messenger RNA of Dreissena polymorpha, 11894 nucleotides long. Its product is annotated as lysoplasmalogenase-like protein TMEM86A. The transcript is spliced from 2 exons. The coding region runs from base 134 to 1015 and encodes 293 amino acids. Gene Ontology annotation, cellular component: membrane. Lineage: Eukaryota; Metazoa; Mollusca; Bivalvia; Myida; Dreissenidae. The record is from RefSeq and is a predicted model, not a curated record.